This is a messenger RNA of Papaver somniferum (opium poppy), 1649 nucleotides long. RefSeq lists its product as uncharacterized. Lineage: Eukaryota; Viridiplantae; Streptophyta; Magnoliopsida; Ranunculales; Papaveraceae. The transcript has 5 exons. The record is from RefSeq and is a predicted model, not a curated record. The coding region runs from base 164 to 1111 and encodes 315 amino acids. Gene Ontology annotation, biological process: gravitropism; regulation of growth.
ACAGUACUAUAAAAAGUAUCACUGCUCUGAAUUUGAACUCAAAACAACAACAUCAACAAUCAACCACAACACUGUGUUCUAUUAACUGAUUAGAAACCCUACCACCACCCCAAGUUUAAGAAGAAGGAAGAACUCAUCUUUCGUCCCCAUCUGUCAGACCACAAUGAAGUUCUUGAAUUGGAUGCAAAGCAAGAUCAAUGGAAAACAACCAGCAUCAGUGAGCAGUAAAAAACCUGUUGCGGUUUCCACUAAAAACAAUGUUGUGAUGCAAGAAAGCCGGAAAGAUGAAUUCAGCGAUUGGCCACAUGGGUUACUAGCAAUUGGCACAUUUGGGAACACUGCAGUUAAUAAGGGUGGCCAAGAAUCAUCAUCGUCUUCAAAAAGACAUGGUCAUAGUGACUGCAACAAUAAUCAAAUAAUUGAAGAAGAAAUUAGUCCAUCAUCAUCGUUAUCAGAAGUAUUAGGAGACGGUGAUUUAGAUGAUUUUACACCAGAAGAAGUUGGAAAAUUACAAGAGGAACUAAAAAAGUUAUUGUCCCGUAAACCAAAACCAGCACUUACAGAAGAAGAACAAUGUAGGACAUUAUCAGGAAGACGAGGAGUAAAAUUGUUUAAUCUUCUUCCAUUAGACAAGUUUCUGAACUGCCCGUCGAGUUUAGAAGUUGAGCGUAAAGUUAAUGAUGUUGAUUCUCCAUGUCAACGUGAGCUUCGACGUAGUCUAAGUGUCAUAGCAAACAUGGAAAAGAACCUAAGUCCAGAGCGUACUAAAUCAAUAAAGAAGAAAUCCAUAUCUUUUCUUCUAAAGAAGAUGUUUGUUUGUAGAAGUGGUUUCCCUCCUCCAGCACCUCCAACUUUCAGAGAUUCAAUUCCUGAAUCCCGUAUCGAAAAGCUUUUGAGGGCCAUGAUUAACAAGAACCUAUAUUGUCCGAAAAAUUCUCCUACGACACCAACUGCAAAGAAAUUCUUAGAAAAUGACAACUAUUAUUUGGAAACAGAUAAAGAAAAUGAUGGUAAAGGUGGUGAUGAUGAUGAACAACAACCCAAAGAAAAGAUCAAUGGUGGUUACAAAUGGGACAAGACAGAUGAUGAUUAUAUUGUUCUAGAGAUAUAAAUCAUGCACAUUAUAUGUUACAAGCAAGGGAUGUAUCACAUGGUAGUUUUCUUCAGAAAAUUGUUUGAAGUAAUUCUGAUUAUAAAUGAAAAAAAUUUGCAGAUAUUUAUUUUGACUCAAGUAUUCAAAUUGGAGGUGGAAAUUGAAAGAAAACCAGACCCAAUCAUCAAACCAUUCAUUCAAGGUGGUGAAGAAGUAAUAUGAAUGAUUAUGACGGAGAUUGAGAGGAAAAAUCAGUUGUACAAUUUUUGUUUAGUUUCUGUUUCAUUACAGAGAUUAAAUAUUUUUUUCUUGAUGUUAUUACACCAAGAUUAUUAUUACUACAUCAGAUGAUGGAAUAGUAGCUGCUAUUACCUCAAAUCCUUUUUACAAGGAGAAGAUAGGAAUCCAUCAUGGUGCCCAAAGAUGGUUCCUAAGUAGAGAUUAUAUGAAUAAUACAUUUAAGUUUCACCAUUGGAACUUGUAGAGGGAAUAUAAUUUAUUUAUUUUUACUUUUCUUUUUCCUCAUAUAUUGUAUUAUAAACUUUUAAUUAAAAUU